This is a messenger RNA of Ilex paraguariensis (yerba mate), 1585 nucleotides long. The record is from the annotation of a GenBank genome assembly. NCBI's taxonomy places the organism in Eukaryota, Viridiplantae, Streptophyta, Magnoliopsida, Aquifoliales, Aquifoliaceae.
AAACAUCAUAAAAUCUUGAAACUUCUAUCUCUGAUCUUCAGACCCUUAACUAUCUCAAAUCAAUUCUCAAGCACCGCCAUGGCCACCGACCUAUCGGUGAUCCUACCUCGUGUCCUCAUCGUCUCUAGACGUAGCGUUCGUAAGAACAAGUUUGUGGACUUCGUUGGUGAAUACCAUCUCGAUCUUAUAGUAAACUACGGAGCAGUACCCGUCAUCGUUCCCCGAGUCACCGGAGUGCACAUGUUGUUGGACAGCUUUGAGCCAAUUCAUGGUGUUCUUCUCUGUGAAGGAGAAGACAUUGAUCCAUCUCUUUACGAAGCCGAAACGUCCGGUUUGUCACCGGAAGAACUUGAAGAAAUCCGUAGACUACAUGCCAGCGAUACUGCCAUUGACAAAGAGAAGGAUUCAAUUGAACUGAGACUCGCAAAGCUUUGCCUCGAAAGGAACAUUCCUUACUUGGGAAUAUGCAGAGGCUCACAGGUUUUAAAUGUCGCCUGUGGAGGAACCCUUUAUCAAGACAUAGGGAAAGAACUCACAAAUAAAGUCUCUGAAGAUCAGAGGGUAGUGCACAUUGAUUAUGAGGAUUAUGAUGGGCAUAGACAUGAGGUUGAAGUGGUGGAAAACACCCCAUUGCACAACUGGUUCAGAGAUUCUUUGCAGGAUGAGAAAAUGGAGAUCUUGGUUAAUAGUUAUCACCAUCAAGGAGUUAAGAGGUUAGCUCAACGUUUCGUUCCAAUGGCAUUUGCAUCAGAUGGUUUGAUCGAAGGGUUCUAUGAUCCUGAUGCUUACAAUCCAGAAGAGGGCAAGUUUAUAAUGGGACUCCAAUUUCAUCCAGAGAGAAUGAGGCGACCAGAUACGGAUGAAUUCGAUUAUCCUGGAUGCCCAUAUGCUUAUCAGGAAUUUGUGAAGGCAGUGAUUGCUUAUCAGAAGAAGCUCAUAUGUAGCUCAACAACUCUGCCAAAAGCUCUUAAGCUUGAUCAAGAAAUGGAGAAUAAAAGAAAGACUAUUGUUCGGAGUUUCUCGCUUGCAAGAUAUAUAUAUGCAGGAGGCCAUGGCAUGAAUCCAUCCAAAGAAUCUGAACUUGAAGCUGGCGCAGAAUUUCUUGAGUCAAACACAGUAUUGAGUUUGCAGCAAGAGACUAGGUUGAAGCAGAUGGGGGCUACAGUAAGGAAUUCCUCUUCCAUCUUUGAGAGAUUGAAGUUGAAUGAGGAUAGAGAAAGGUUAGCAAGGAGUGUGAUGGGCAAAAUGUCUGUUGAACAGUUAUCAGAUCUCAUGUCUUUCUAUCACAUGAUGGGGCAGAUAUGUUCAGAAGUCUUAGAAAGAAAGCUUCAUGGCAUAGUCAAUGAACUUACUUCUUGACUUAUCUGCAUGGAUUUGGGGGUUUCAUGCUGUGUUAUCAAGUUGCUGUACCUUCGUCUUUAUUGAGGAAUCACAUGAAGCUUGAAUGAAGAUCAAAAUGGUUCUGUUCUUUAUUAAUUUGUAUCUACUUUUUACCUUUAUCUUCUUUAUCUUGUGAUUACAAGUUGGCUGUCUUUCAUUUUCUGUUGUGUUUCUUUCUUUUUGAUGGGAUUUGAUGAUCUCACAA